CCAACCUCCCCUACACAACUCGCAGUCUACGCACAAGCUGGAGACUAGAAAGGCAACUGUAAGUCUACAUAAUGCUCCGAGAUGACAAUUGGUGGCACAUAAUGUUGGUGCCCAUGUUGCAGACUAGUCACGAUGGGUUGGCACAAUUUGUGUAGACGAUUUUCUAGACUUUCUGCAAAUCCUGCUUAUCCACAUGUGUACCGUAGCCAUAUAGCCUAUGAGACCUGGGGAAUGAAUGAUCUAAAGCCUUCCAUAGCCUUUGACAGUUAUCGAGUCAGAUCUACGUACCUGCGCUGCUGAUCAAUUCGCGUGGUUUUCAUUUCGAGAAAUGACAAGACUUUGUGAGGUCGUAAUGUGGGCUUUGGUUCUUCUUCGAGCAAUUUAUGGUAUACACGCAGACUUCAUAGCACCUCUGUGCAAUGCAGAUGAAAACUCGGGGUUAACCACGGACUGCGCUCAAGUAAUAGCAUACCUGCAGGACCUGGGGAGCAUGGACUGCUGUCGUCAGCAAUACCACUCCGUCAACCACUGCACCACCUUACACACCUCUAGAACUUGCAGGGCCCAGAUUUGCGGUUUUCUCCUCCAUGGCAUUACGGACCGUUGUCAACCUUGCGAGAUCGUAGCCGAGUACGUGCGAACUUUGACAAAUGAAUGUGCAGUCUCGAUUGAUGGGGUAUCACGGUCCGGUGGAGCUGUAGUAAUGAAGGAGGAUCAGGGCUUGAUAAUCGUCCUCUUAUAGAAGUGAUUGCCUUAAGUGUUACAUUCCAGAACCCUUCUCGAGAAACAGGUUCCAACCGAUAAUGAUCAUAAUCUAGUCACGAGAUGAUCCUUUCAAAAUCACAGAAUUAGCAACAAACAGGGCAUUCUGAUGACUGGUGGAAACGAGUCUGCAGUUAGGGUAAUACAAGUAGCAAAGCUUAAAGAUGGCAAGUGUAAGAAGAAAAAGAGACAAGUGUCAGAAUUGAAGGGUCACAAUUGCGAUGUCUCGCAUAUCCUUAAAAGAUGAUACAAAGAACACUUACAAAUCCCACGAUAGAACAUCCAUAAGACAAUGGCAAGGAGUAAGUUGUCCUCAAUAUCCAAGUUGAAAACCAUUCCAUAGCUUCGAA
Physcomitrium patens is the source of this 1112-nucleotide messenger RNA. RefSeq lists its product as uncharacterized. NCBI's taxonomy places the organism in Eukaryota, Viridiplantae, Streptophyta, Bryopsida, Funariales, Funariaceae. The record is from RefSeq and is a predicted model, not a curated record.